Messenger RNA from Schistocerca americana (American grasshopper), 1049 nucleotides. RefSeq names its product DNA replication complex GINS protein SLD5 (gene Sld5). The coding region runs from base 136 to 765 and encodes 209 amino acids. The transcript has a single exon. The record is from RefSeq and is a predicted model, not a curated record. Lineage: Eukaryota; Metazoa; Arthropoda; Insecta; Orthoptera; Acrididae. Gene Ontology annotation, cellular component: GINS complex. Gene Ontology annotation, biological process: double-strand break repair via break-induced replication; DNA-templated DNA replication.
GAAGUGCUUUGGAAAAGGCGGGAAAUAAUGUUUUCAUGGCUUAUGUGACAUUCGUAUGAUGAUCUGUGACUUGAUAUUUUCUGAUUUCAGCAUGUAAAGUGAGAAAGUGUAGUUGUUACUUCCUUACUGCACAAUAUGGAAAUUGACAGUGAUAUAUCCUCUGGCGAGGAGGAAACUUUGACAGCUGGGGAAGUGCUCCAAAUCUUAGAAGAAUCUUGGCUGAACGAAAAGUUUAGUCCAGAAAUUUUACCACACCGAAACGAAAUGGUUGAGUGUAUGCUGGAACAAAUUAAUCAGAUGGAAGAAAAUUUGAAUAAACUUAAAAAAGGUGAUUUUCGUGUUAUAGUUCAUCAAAUGGAGCUAGAUAGGAUACGCUUCAUCAUCACUAGCUAUCUAAGGAUACGUUUAUCAAAAAUUGAGGAAUUUACCGUCCACAUUUUGAGUGAGGAAACUAGGCGGGAUCAUGCAUCUAAAUAUUUGUCACCAGGUGAAUACAAGUUCGCUACCGAAUAUGUUCGCCACAUGGAAAACCAUUUUCAUCUGCUAGCCUUUCGUCACAUGCCCGGAAAUUUUCAAGAAUUCAAUAAAUCUAAGAUGGUUGUUGUCCCCAAUGUGUCAAGUCAUGUAUUCAUUCGUGCUAAAGAGAACAUUGCAACAGUAGUAAUAGAUGACGAAGAAAUAGAUCUGGAAGAAAACAGUCAGCAUAUCCUGCCGUAUUCAUCAGUGAUGGAAUUUGUUCGGAGUGGGUCAGUCCAGCUCAUUUGAGGACCAAAACUGUGCGCUGCUGGUGUUAUUGCAGUGUGCAACUUCAGCCCAUUAAGUUACAGUGCCUAUGGACCGAAACUCUAAGCUAGGCCUAAUAUGAUUUAGAUGUGUGCAUUGAAGUUAAGUAAUAUCAUGGUAGUUGUGCUUUGUCAUGUGUCAAAGUAAGUCGCAGAUAGCAGGUAUUGACUCUUUUUUUAAAGAUCAGACAUUUUACAAACCAUCAAUCUACAAUAGUUUUGAACACACAAGAAUAAAAUUAUCUAUUUGAUUAAAUUAAUCACCAA